Folsomia candida is the source of this 2832-nucleotide messenger RNA. RefSeq names its product glycerol-3-phosphate acyltransferase 3. NCBI's taxonomy places the organism in Eukaryota, Metazoa, Arthropoda, Collembola, Entomobryomorpha, Isotomidae. Gene Ontology annotation, molecular function: glycerol-3-phosphate O-acyltransferase activity. Gene Ontology annotation, cellular component: endoplasmic reticulum. Gene Ontology annotation, biological process: triglyceride biosynthetic process. The record is from RefSeq and is a predicted model, not a curated record. The transcript is spliced from 9 exons. Bases 854 to 2392 code for a protein of 512 amino acids.
GACUUGUCUCGCUCUCACGGUUCGGUGUGUUUUUGCAUGUGUGUGGAUUAAAAUUUAUUGUAAGCUCUUGUUGUUAUUACGUACGUACGUUGAUCAAAUUACUACCUACGACGACGGCAUGUACAAAAAACACGAGCAAAAUGUGCAUGACUUUGAAGCAAAAUAGAACACAGUGGUUGCAUGACCAUAUCGUGAUUGAAUCCUCCAAAGAAGCAGUGAUGGUGGUGAUGUUUCAAAGUCCAGCACAAUAUCUGUACACUUUGCCCGGUCCAUAAUUUCACAACUCGCCACAAAGAUUUAGUUUAGUUUAUUUGGUUAGCUCGUCAGAAGGAUUAGUUUUCUCGUCACUCUUGCACUUGGCCUGGCGAAGUUGGACUUGAGCUGCUCGUCUCAGUGUGAUAAGCUCUAAUCUGCAUGGAAUUACUAACAAGCUCAAGUGAUACACUCCUCUCUACGAAUUGACAACUUGUUGAACCGGUGUUUCACCCAACCAACUCUUCCGUUUAUGGCAUGCUGUGCAAAGAGCAAGUGCAUUAUCGUCCAUUUAAUAUCUUAAUAUCGGUGAUUAGCUGGUGGUGGGGUGGAAUUUAGAGAUCGUUCCAGUGCAUCGCCUCGCGUGCUCAAGUCCUAUUGUCAUUCCGUUCUGUGUGCUGGUGCUCACAUAAGUCUUUAAUUGACCACUCACUCUGGACUUUGUUUGGCAAGUUUAUAUUUGCAUAGUUUUCGCAGUAGUUGCCCUAAAGUCUGGACCUGGACAGAGUAAACAGAUUCUGUGGAUUUCAGUUGACUGGUUUCAAUUCGGAUUCAUUAAACAAGACGGCUUUUUGGCUUUUCUUGUAAAAAGUCCAUCACAAUGAUGCAACUGCCCUUUAUAAUUUCUGCGACGUUUUUCGUCAUCUUUGCUGUUCCCACGCUGACCUUGUUCCUUCUCGGGAUAUUCCACAAACUUUUUGGAGUGAGGGAAAAGUACAAAGAACUGCUUCUCUUCAUCUUCGAAAGGGGACGGCAACGCAUUGAAAAAAACACGCUGAGCCGUCGCCAAUCCCAGAUGAAUUUGCUGGAUGAAGUCGAUCUCGAAGACGAUGACGAUGGCAUCAUUACGCCAAUGUACAACGAGAGGGAAGGUCCAAGUCCUGAUUUCGAAUUGUCAGACACUUUUGAGCUUGUUACAGCCGGGAUUCAGGCAAUUGUGCAGGACCAGGUCACACACAGAUUCGAAGCAGAAGAGCUCCAGUCAUGGAACCUUUUGACCAGAACAAAUCACGGCUAUGAGUGGAUCUCUGUAAAGCUCACGCUGUUGUGGGUCGCUGGUUUUUAUAUCCGCUACCUGAUUCUACUCCCACUUCGCGUAGUAAUUCUUAUCCUGGGCUCGGUGACUAUGACUUUUCUCACCGGUCUUGUUGGACCUAUUCCUGGAAGCUGGAAAAUCAAACCUCUCCUCAACGAUUGGGCCUGCAGAGUUUCCUUUCGCAUCUUUAGUCGUGCUUUUUCUGCCAUCAUCACAUAUCACGACGAACAGUUUAAACCCAAUCGAAAUGGGAUCACCGUCGCAAACCACACUUCGCCAAUAGACGUCGUCAUCCUUUCGUGCAAUUCUAGUUUUUCCCUUAUUGGCCAAAGUCAUGGAGGCUUCUUGGGCGUUAUGCAAAGGGCUUUGGCAAGAGCCUCAUCACAUAUUUGGUUCAAUAGGUCAGAAAUGAAAGAUCGAAAAGCCGUUGCAAGAAGAUUAAAACUUCAUGCGCAGGAUCCCACAAAACCACCAAUCCUCAUCUUCCCAGAGGGCACUUGUAUCAACAACUCUGCAGUGAUGCAGUUUAAGAAAGGAUCAUUCGAGGUUGAUUCCGUCAUCUACCCGAUUGCAAUCAAGUACGAUCCCAGGUUCGGCGAUGCAUUCUGGAACAGUGCAAAGCAUGGGAUGUUGCACUACGUGUACAGAAUGAUGACAUCUUGGGCUAUCGUUUGCGACGUGUGGUAUUUGCCCCCAAUGUACCGCAAACCAGAGGAGUCUGCCGUUGACUUUGCAAACCGUGUCAAAGCUGAAAUAGCCCAGAAGGGUGGCCUUAUAGAUUUGGACUGGGAUGGUGGACUCAAACGUUCUCCUGCAAAGAAGGAGUGGAAAGAAAAGCAACAAUUAGAACUCGCGACAAAGAUCAUUUCCAACAACAACUCCUUUUCCAGAAAGAACAGCUCCAGCACUCUCAUUUCCGGCUCUGAAUUUUCCGAGGACGAGCAUGGCAACCUCGUCUCAUCCCCAACUCCACCACCCAUUCCACCAGCGAGCCCCACCGAGAAGCGGAUUCCAGAACAGAGUGAAGAAUGCGAGGAGGAGGACGAGGAUGAGUUCAUCAUGAUGACGAGUCCAGUCCCUCUGGAAGUGAAAAAGGAAGAGUAAAUGCUUUACUUACUCCAUAUACGAUUGAACAAAUUUUGCAAGUUCAAAUUGUACUGUUGACAGCACCAAAUACACGCCCCAACACAGUUCCUCGUAAAAAUCAUUAUUUUUUAUAAUAAUAGAAAGCGAUACAUACUUAUUUGUUGUUACACAUAUUUGAGACUGAUUUGUGCCACUAGAUACUUAUGAUUUUAAUACUGUUUGUAUCAUGGCUCAUACAAUUGUGCUAUUAAUCAUAUCACAAGUUAUGCAUGGUUUCACACGAAAUGUGAAUUUUGUUGUCGGCAAAGUCUUAAUUUCAAUUGGUUCGAAACAAUAACCAUACAAAAUUCAUUAAUGCAUAUUAUUAUGUUGGUAUACUGCCCGUUUGUUUGUUAACUGAUACGAAAUUGCACAAAUAAUCUAUGAAGAAAUAAAUGCAAGCUUAUAAUAAUUACGUA